CGAAAGGGGAGGGGGUUAUUAAUCGAACCUCUAUAGAAUUCGGGCAAAACGAGGACUGUUCCCUCGUCCUAAAACGCCAUUACAGUUUGCGGUUUCAAAUUCUUUUAUCAUGUAAAACGUGAUUUGCCCAAGCGAACUCUUCUUGCGACAACCUCCUUCGGAAUCUCCAUCUUGCUCGAACAAGCCUAGGCUUCCAUGGAGUUCAGACCUCGCAAUUACACCGCCGAACGAGCGGCCCACGCGCUUCCUCGUGUGCGCACCGACAACCAUCCCCUCUCCGCUUCACCAUCACCUCACCUCCAGGUUGAUGUUGUAGAUCAUGGGAAUAGUGACUUUUUUGACCCGCUUAGAGGAUUGGCUGAUAAUGCAAUGGUUUCUGAAGAGGAUUUGCAAGAUCUUGAAAGUACUUUAAGUGAAACUUCUACUCAACUCCCGACGAAGGAAUGGAUGUCUUUCAAGAGAUUCUUAAUGCAGAGAUUUCCUGUCUCCAAAAUGGUUCCAAUUUCUUCAAUGUCCCAUGUGAUAAUGAAAGGUGUAAAGGCGUAUGAGAAAUCUUCUACAAGUACGCAUCUGGAGGAACUAGAAGAUCCAGAAAAAUAUGCAGAAGAGGUUGUCAAGGUCAUCACUCGGCAGGAGUAUGUCUCUCGAUUACAUGAGCUCAAAGAUGAAAUUAAUCGUGCUUGGUGUGCUAAUGAUCGUGUAACAUCUUUAAAGUUAUCUAUAAAGGUUGCUAGGCUUUUGAUGGAUACAUCAGUUUUACAUUUUUAUCCUACGCUCUUUGUUCUUGCUAUGGAUAUAAUGGACAUGCUUGGGGAUAUGGUAUGGGAGCGCAUCAAGUGCAAAGCUGAAUUUGCUGAAGAUGGAACCAGAAUCUGCUCUUUACCAGAGAACUUUCAAGCAAGUGACAUUUGCUAUGAUGCCAAGGAAACUUGCAAUAAUUGGUUCUGCAAGAUUGGUUCCAUUCAUGAGCUUCUUCCACGCAUUUAUUUAGAGCUGGCUAUAUUGCCCUGCUGCCGUUUCCUGGUUGACCAACCUGAAGACAAUCUCCAGCGUUUGGUUAUGAUGACAAGAGGGUUAGCAGAUCCGUUGGCAUCUGCCUACUGUCGUCUAUUUAUCGCCCACUGUGCCCAGAAGUUGCCUUCAUGUGAUAUAGGAUAUCUAGUUAAAUGUGUUAAUGACAUCAAUAUUCUAUUGAUGCGGAUUGCAUCAGCCAAAGAAACAACUCAUCAAAAUUCUACAGACAACAAAAGAUUGCUUUUCUCUCUGAUCGAACCAACCAUUGAGUAUAUAAUGAAAUGCAUAUUUAAGGAUGCAUCUGAGAGGCAAGUCAAUAAAGUACUUGUGGAGCUUGGAUUAGGAAGAAAUCAAGUGGAUUUGUUUGGGAGUUUACCAUGUGCCUCAAUUGUACUUCAUCAGCUACUUAAGGAACUUCCUGCUGAAAUUGUCACUUCAAAUGCUGUGGUGAUCCUUCAUAUCAUUGAACGUAGCAAUGAUUAUUCCUUUGACCAGUGUUUGAAUUACAGGUUACUUGGAUUCAGGCUGUCUGAAAGGAGAUCUCAUAUGGACAUUAUCCAUGUUGUGGUAGAUAAAGUUAUUCAGGUUGUCAGUCAAAACAACAGCCUUGGUGAGUACCUGAAGGUUGUGGAUGCUUAUGUGGAUAUUGUUCUUCAAAAUCAGAUGGAGAACCAUCUGAAAACCAUUUUAGGAGGUAUUUCAAACCGAGCAUGCAAUAAAGUGGUUACUGAAGAUGAAUUGGCAAGCUUGCAAACCAUCUUGGUGAAACUUCUUCAUUUCAAGGGCUUAGAAGAUGUACUUGCUUUGAACCAUUUUCUGGAGAUCUUAGAUAUAAUGUAUGGGAAUUCACGGAGCAUCGUCAAUAUGCAUGUCCUUAACAUGGCAACAAGGAACAGUUAUAUACGUGAUCCCACAACCAUACAGUUGCUUUUUGAAAUUUCUCAGUCUCUGCAUGAUGAUCUUGAUUUUGUAAAUGUGAAAGAUGAUGAUAACCAACCAGCACAUUUGAUUUCCCGUUUUGUCCAUAUGGUUGACUAUGGCACAGAGAUGGAACGCCAUUUAACAUUUUUAGUCGAAUGUCGUGGAGCUUUUGGUAGCUUAAACGAACUUAAGGAAACUCUUGUUCAUUCCAGCAACUGUUUAGCGAUUAAGGCUUUGAAAGAUGCAAAAAAACAUCUUAGUUUUGUCAAAUCUUGCAUAGCAUUUAGUGAAGUCACAUUACCUUCUAUUUCAGCUCGGAUCAAGCAGUUAAAUCUUUAUCUUGAGACUGCAGAGGUUGCCUUGUUAUGUGGUUUAGUCUCUCAUUCAGAUGGACUGAUAGAUUCUGGAAUCAGCUGCCUGCUUAGUUUAGACUUCAUUGAUGGCUCCCGAACAUCAGCUGAUGUUGAAGGAAUACUGUCUGCAAUUCAAAAAUUGUGCAGCCUCUUGGUUAUGGUUCCAGGUAAUCCUGAGAAAGGAGUCACCUACUUCCCACAUAACAUAUUAUUACUUGUUAAUUCCAGAUCAUGGAUGACCCCAGGAAUAAGGACGCGAAUUUUUUGUACAAUACUUACAUUGACAGCAACCCUAUCUCAAAAUAAGCUCCCAUACCAUGUAGAUAAUGGAGAGAUUUUUGGCAAUGACCUAUUGUUUUUCGGUGAUUCGUCCUAUUUACUUGAACUUGUCUCGUUGUCCGAGUCAGUUCUUCAGAACCUGGUUGAUGCCAUUCAGCAAGAGCCAUCUCGGGCUGCUCGUGGAAGCAUGGCGCUUGAAGCUUGCAACUGCAUUGCAUCAUCUUUUGUGUUAAGUCAUGGAUUAUCACAAAUCUGCUCCAAACUGAUAGAAACUGCCAAGUUGUGUUUGGGCGCCAGUGACAAACAUCUGCAGUCGACCAUCAAAUUUUUAGACAAAAACCUGCCAAAUCCCACGGCUGUACUAUCCAUUGCUGUCUGAAAGACAGAUGGUCUUAUGAUCUGCUAAAUUGGAAGUUGGCUUUGGAUUUGUUUAUUGUAAUUCUUUGAUUGCCAGUAAAUGUCUAUUCCCCGAGUAUAAAGUUGGUAGGAAAAUGUUUAUUUUGUUCAUAGAAGAUGCACGUCUUCACGGUAGAUAGGGAUCAACACCAUUAUAGUUGCAAUUGGAAUUUGUAAUGCCGCAUGCAGUCAGGGAGAAGCCGAGGAACUCCAUGUAGAUAGGCUUGCUCAGGAAGAUGUACGUCUUCACGGUAGAUAGACAUGUUCCUCACCUAUUAGAAACUCCAUGUAGCUCAUGUGAACUUCAAAUGCCGAACAAAUUCUAGCUGUCUGAGCAAGCUAUUCAUUUCACAA
Alnus glutinosa is the source of this 3317-nucleotide messenger RNA. RefSeq lists its product as uncharacterized. The record is from RefSeq and is a predicted model, not a curated record. The coding region runs from base 196 to 2946 and encodes 916 amino acids. Gene Ontology annotation, biological process: endocytic recycling. Gene Ontology annotation, cellular component: endosome. The transcript has 23 exons. NCBI's taxonomy places the organism in Eukaryota, Viridiplantae, Streptophyta, Magnoliopsida, Fagales, Betulaceae.